This is a messenger RNA of Anastrepha ludens (Mexican fruit fly), 844 nucleotides long. RefSeq names its product nucleoplasmin-like protein. Bases 194 to 652 code for a protein of 152 amino acids. Lineage: Eukaryota; Metazoa; Arthropoda; Insecta; Diptera; Tephritidae. The record is from RefSeq and is a predicted model, not a curated record. Gene Ontology annotation, biological process: chromatin remodeling. Gene Ontology annotation, cellular component: cytoplasm; nucleoplasm; nucleolus. Gene Ontology annotation, molecular function: chromatin binding; RNA binding; histone binding. The transcript has 3 exons.
UUUGAAAACUUGCCUUGCACUUGAAAAGUUUUGAUUUGUACUGGGUUUGCAUUUACAGUUUUUGCUUUCUUCGUAUACCAAUUCGUGCGUGGUUGCUGACCUUACUUAGUUUGGCACGUGUAUUUUUCAACGAAAACUAUCGUAGGAAACCAAGUAUUUUGCAUUUACCAAUCAAAUAAAAUUUGCAUUAAAAAUGGAACAGGAAUCAUUUUAUGGAGAGACGCUGACUGGAGAAGAACCUUUGGCUCAAUUUGAAAUGGAAAAACCACACUCAAACGCGGACGAUCAAAAAUUGGUCAUUAAGCAGAUUUGUCUGGGCGCUGAAGCUAAAGAAGGAGAAUUUAACGUAGUGCAGGUUGAGGUCCGAACAAAUCACAAAGAAACGCUUAAAGUCCCUAUUGCAGUUCUCAAAGCUGGAGAAACCCGCUCUUUACGUCCCAAUGUGGAAUUCCUCAACACUUCAGUUACAUUCAAAUUAAUUCAAGGUACAGGUCCUGUUCAUUUGUAUGGACAAAAUUGGUAUGGUCAAAUCGCGAUGGAAGAGUGCUACGAACCCGGAUGGGGUCCAAAUGACGAAGAAGAAUAUGAUGAUGAAGAGUACGAAGAAGCGUUGCCACCACCACAGACAAACGGCAAAAAUAAAAGGAAAUAAAAAACGUUUACAGAACAACAUAAAUUUAAUACGAAUUCAAAAAUAAAAAUUAAAAGUUAAAAAUUUAUUACAUAAAUUGAUGUAUGUAAUAAACAAACAAACAAAAACUAUUUUUGUACACCUAAGAUAAGGUAAUGACCAUAGUAGGUAAUUCUUAAAAUAAAUAAUUUCCAACAUCCAAAACAAAUGAAA